Messenger RNA from Alosa sapidissima (American shad), 2212 nucleotides. RefSeq lists its product as uncharacterized. The record is from RefSeq and is a predicted model, not a curated record. The transcript is spliced from 9 exons. NCBI's taxonomy places the organism in Eukaryota, Metazoa, Chordata, Actinopteri, Clupeiformes, Clupeidae. The coding region runs from base 510 to 1862 and encodes 450 amino acids.
UGCUCACCGGCGAUUAAGGGUUGGAGUCACGCAGGCUCCAUGGUGUCGCGCUAUGUCUCAAAUACAGACAUACACAGAAUAAUAAACCUCAUCAGUUAAUUAGUUCAAAAUGUGAUUUUGUCUCUGCAAAUUGAGUCGGUUGACAGUAAACUGGGUCAAGCUGCUAUUCCACUCUCACAUCAAAUAACAGGAGAGACAUUAGACCGUAGACGAGCUCCAUGCCUAACUAACUCUAACUCUCUAACUCUAACCGGGGUCCAUUUUCAAAACACCAGUAAAGACGUAUUUAACCCUAUCACGACUUAAUGGAGUUUUACUGGGCCUCGACAUUCUGACUAGAGGAAUACUGGUUCUGUGCCAAGCUGAACAAGAGUAAGUAAGCUACGCAUGAUGUAAAAGCAGGUUGUUCUGACCAAGUUGUACAGCAGGCCAACUGGCGGUGGGAACGUCACACAUCUGCUUACAGGAAAUUACACACAAAGGCAGCACAUGCAAGAUCAUCUCACGCCAUGACCUGUCGGAUAUAUCGGAAUGAUCAUCUCAUGCCAUUACCUUUUGGAUAUAUCAGAAUGAUCAGCGGUUUGUGUCUAGGUUUGCUUCUCUGCAUGACAGGGCAUGGUAAACUGAUCCAGGUGGCCCCUGGCAGUGAUGUGAGUGAGAGCUGUGUGGGCAGCUGGUCUGGCUGGGACAGAACCGGCACCAGCGCCACAGAGCUGACGCUGGACGACACGGCCCACUUCCUGGUGCAGAACUUUCAGCAGCGCGACAGAGGACUGUACAUGUGUGGUGUUCAGGAUAUCACUCUGGAGCAGAAGCCAGCCUCCUCAGGUGACGCCACCCUGCUGUACAGAGCCGUGGGUCAGUCCGUCCAUCUCUUCUGCAAAUUCCUGGGCGCUGAGACAUGCUGGGGCAACUGGAACUGGACACCUCAUCAGGCCUCAAACCGUCCAGAGGUGACGCAGAACCGUGGACUGGACGGUGACUACUCCCUGCACAUCUCCUCUGUAGGGUGGGGGCACUCAGGGGUGUUCUCAUGUCAGAGGCAGUGCCUGGGACGCCCACUGAAACCGACAUCAUAUGAACUUGUGGUUGUCAAUGCUACAGUGGAGCCCCAGCAUGUGUAUGAGGGAGGAGACGUGACCCUGCGCUGCUCUCUCUCUCACCUGACGACACCUGUGCAGGUGUGCUGGAUUCACCUGGAUCCCAACCAGUGCUUUGGUCGCCGUUACCGUGGUUACUCGAGUUGCCGCGGGACUAACGCAGCAGCUGUCUCUCACACCGUGAGCAUCGUCAGCUCAGUCCAGAGCCAGUGGGCCUGUGCGGUUUUCCAUGGGGGCACACUGAGAGCUCUGCUGCCUGUCCAGCUGAACGUGUCCAAACACACCACCACGCACUCGCCACCCACACACACAACGCCGGUGCGGAGGGCCGCGACUCUGCCGGGUACACACAGCGAGAGCACCAUGGUUACCAGAGACACCACGGCAACACAACACACAGAGCCAUCAGCAGGAGUGAGUGUCCCACAUGUCUGUGUCAUGAGUGUGUUUGGCCUGGUUGUGGUCAUCUUGGUGGCUCUGACCGCUCUGCUGCUGUUGAAACGCACAGAUAAAGAUGUAGAAGUGUGUGAGGAUGAGGAUGAGCGUAGGACAGCAGAUGAAGAAGCGUGUGCAGGGGGGCUUUCACCCCACAGAGGGACCGUGACGUACGCAUCGGUGCAUUUGAAGAGAAAACCCACUGAGGAUCUGAGCAAAAUUUGCUCAGAUGUUGCAUCUACAGAUCCUCCUGCUACUGCUGGUGGCACUGAAGAGGAGGGUGACCCAGUCAUAUACACUGGACUGAAGAUGAAUUCAUGCCGUUAAAGCAGAGACUCGUCUAGUAGUAGAUAACUUUAUUGUUCCCGUGGGGCAGUUGGGUUUGCGGCACAGUCGCAAGGCACUUCAUGACAGGACAUCAGACAUAUGUCACAAACAAAAAGUCCAUACAUCAAACAGACACUGACAAACAUAACAUGAAGAACGUACAUCACACCCUACAAUACGCCCUUGGGUAUGGCCAGGCCAGCUGGACAUCUAGCUUAUUUUGACUGAUUUAAGGCUUUUAUGGCUUGACUCUCAUUUAAAUAAAGUUAAAAUCUCAUCUAUUGUGAGCAGUCUGAUUCAGAAGUGCAUCUGAAGGUUUAUGCCCUCAUAGUUGUAAAUCCUCUGGAGUA